AAUGGGGCGUCUACGUAUAUAAUGUCUAUGGAAGCGAAAGCAAAAGCUCCUUCCCAGGGAGCCUCGGUCUGCGUCGGGGAAAAAUGAGCGCCUCACAGUUAAACUUCGUUCUGCUGGAGAUUUCAAAUCAGCUCAACGACGAGAAUCUGGAAAAGCUCAAGUUCCUGGUCCGGGCCCAGAUAGGGAAACAGAAACUGGAGAAGAUCAAAACGGGGCACCAGUUGUUCGAGGCUCUGUCGGAAAGAGGCCAUCUGGCCGACGACAAAACAGACUUUCUAUCCAACCUUCUGCGGCAAAUUCAGCGAAAUGACCUGGCUGACAAGUUAAACAACUUGGAGACUCAGAGCAGAGACCCCGACAACGACAUUAGCGACACCGAGAGAGCCAAACUCAGCAUUGCCACAGAGGUGAUCGGACAGCAUCUGGGGAAGAACUGGCGAAAACUGGGCCGCAAACUAAAACUGAGUGAGGUGAAGCUGGACUCCAUCGCCACGCGGCACCCCACUGAUCUGGAGGAGACGGCGGUGGAGCUGCUGAAGGAGUGGAAGAAGAUCCGAAGCGUCGAGGCCCGAGCAGAGGAGCUGAUAGCAGCUCUGAGGAACUGUGACCUCAACCUAACUGCUGAUAAAAUAGAAGAAAGACCUGAAUUUGAGGUAUUAGGAUGAGAUCCAUAUUAGCUGGGAAAUAAAAAUGACUCCUUAUGAAACCGACAGAUUGUUAGUUGAGAUGAACAAGAGGCUUUUUUUAAAACAUCUGUAUCCUUAUGGCUGUCAAAUGGCCGUUAUUUGUUAGGUUUCUACACUAUCAUGAAAUAACAUUUAUAAUUCAUAAUAAGGAUUAUGGAGCAAAAAAUAAAUGUUUUUAUUUUUGUAAUCUUAUGUGCUGUUUGCCAAUUCAGCCACACAGAAAAUAAGUUUACAUGUCUGACCUAUAAGUGUUGCUUUGCAUAAACGGCAAACUAUGUCCAAACAAAUGAUGCGUCAAUUUCAAAUCCAGGUGACAAAAAGCACUGAACAUGCAGUUUGUGUCUUUUCAGUAAUAAAGGUUUCAUAAAUGUCCAA
Messenger RNA from Fundulus heteroclitus (mummichog), 1061 nucleotides. It is a transcript of the gene fadd, whose product is annotated as Fas (tnfrsf6)-associated via death domain. The record is from RefSeq and is a predicted model, not a curated record. The transcript has 2 exons. Gene Ontology annotation, molecular function: protein binding. Gene Ontology annotation, biological process: signal transduction; regulation of apoptotic process. NCBI's taxonomy places the organism in Eukaryota, Metazoa, Chordata, Actinopteri, Cyprinodontiformes, Fundulidae. Bases 84 to 665 code for a protein of 193 amino acids.